CUCUCUCUCUCUCUCUCUCCCUCGCUCUCCCUCAUCUCAUUGUUUCAGGAGGCCAAAUUUGAAGUCCUUCCCAGGGAGUGGCCCUGUUCAUCUUAUUCUCCAGCCAAAGUAGGAAUAGCGUGAGAAGGAGAGAGACACAGCAGCCAAAGGACUCGGUGGAAAGAGCAGAGGACCAUAGACAAUAUGCUGCUCUUGGGACCCAAGCUGUUGCUGUUUCUCACUGCACUCAUCAUUCCCUCAGACUGGACACCUCUAGGGAUCAGUGGUCAAGUGACUACAGUGACUCCAGAAACAUUCACAGAAGAUCCUAACCUGGUAAAUGAACCCUCUACACAUGAAACAGCUCUGGCUGAUAUCGAACCUUCCACAGAUGAACAGGCUUUGCCCAAUGAUAAAAAUACCACCGAAGAGUGCCGGGAUGAGAAAUUUGCUUGCACAAGACUCUACUCUGUGCAUCGGCCAGUCAAACAAUGCAUUCAUCAGUUAUGCUUCACCAGUUUACGACGCAUGUACAUCAUCAACAACGAAAUCUGCUCCCGCCUUGUCUGUAAAGAACACGAAGCUAUGAAAGAUGAGCUUUGCCGUCAGAUGGCUGGUCUUCCCCCAAGACGACUCAGACGCUCCAACUACUUCCGACUUCCUCCCUGUGAAAAUGUGAAUUUGCAGAGACCCAGUGGUCUGUGAUCAUCCAGAGGGAAGAAUAUGUGGGUGGGAGGAAGAGAAUGCUCUAGGAAGAGGGAACUCCUUGUCCAACCAUGAUCAGCUAACUCAUCCACAUUAGUAUUUCUUAAACCAGUCCUUUUGCACUGUUUAGCUUUUGCCCCUACUCCUGAGUUUUCACCUAGACUGAUAACAUUUAUCUCAUUUUUUCAUUUUUUCAGUACUUACAAUACAAGGUCUAUAUUAUUGCAUAGUUUUACUGCUUCCCAAUAUUAUAGCCAUAGUAGAUAAAUGAUGACCACAGGGCUUAUAUACAAACAUUCUACAUACAAUUUCAAAGAAAAAUAGACUUCAAGUUAAUAGCAUUUACUAUUGAAUCUGUCUGAGAUAGAUUUUAGGGUCAAAGAAGCUAUUGCUGUCUAUUUUGCCUAGCCAUAGAACUUCACUUACUUUCCUUUCAAGAGUUUCCUAGAUUUCACUCCCCAUUCAUCUAUAAAGUCAUAGUCCUCUUUACUCUUGUUUUAACUAUUUUGCUGAUUGGCCUAACAUUUGCCUGGAAGAACCUCUUUAUGAGAAAGAUCAUGAUGAUUUUUUGUAUACCUAGAAAAUUCUCCAGAGCCUAGACCUAUACAAUCCUACAGCAAUAUAAAGACCCAAAAUGUCUUCUGCUGAAGUCAGAAGCUGAGGCUAAAGAGAGAGGAGUAUGCCAAGUAUAGAACUUGGACUCGGGAUUCCCUAUUCAAGUUUUGAUGUGGUUGUCCAAUCGGCAAGUAGGGCUGGAAAGUUAAGUCUCAUUUUUCUUGUUCAUUUAUGGUAGUAUUGGGAUUAACCCAUCUCCACAGCUUAAUUAGACAACUAAUGUCAAACCAUAUCACUGGUCUGAGUUUUCUUGAGUUUUUGCUACUUCUUUCCUUCUCACCACUUACCAAAAUCUUUAGAGAUUAUUAUGCAAAUAGAUUCUGGAAUAGCCUGAUUUGGGGCCUAAGAUGGGCAGUCAGACCUGAACUUUAAUAGACAGGCAUUAAGUUUAUCUAAUAGUUUACAGGAAAGAGUAAAAGAAACACAUAUUUAAACAACCCAAGUUCUUAUCCUGGGUCUAGCAAUGACCAGGUAGUCUCAGAUAAGCCAUGUUCCCUCAUUAGGCCCUGCUUUAAUUUCCCCUAUCUUUAACAUGAGAAGGUUCAAUUUACGUUAGUUCUAAGGUUUGUUUUAAUACUAUGAUUCUCAAGAUUUAAAUGCAUUGUUCCUAUUUUUUGGAGCCUAGAUGCAGUCUAAUUCACAACAACCAUGUCUGCUUUAUAAGGGAGGAAAUACCCUAUAUUAGAACAGCAGUCCACUAUAAGUGAAAAAUUAUAUAUUAUGAAACUUCCACCUGAAUAACUCAGUAUCCUUUUAAAAAAGUCAAUGGAAUUUAAGUAGGAACUAGGAAACAACCAGUUACAUGUGACAAAAUGCCACCUGGUAGGGGGUGGAUUUCUUUCAUACUGCUGAGAAAACUACCUAACUGAAGAUUGGAUUCUUGCUGUUAAGAAGCAAUUUACUUUAAUGGAAUUUGCACAAUUGAUAAAAGAGAAAUGUUAGAAAACUCUCCAAAGCAUGUAAUCUCUGCUCCAGUCUCUAGAAGUAAACGUACUUAUAUAUAGACAGACAUAUUAAAUGCAUAUUGUAGCUACUGCAGAGAAAUCUCAAAGGCACCGAGUUUCCAAGAAGAAUCAUGUAAGAAUUUCUUCAUGAACUUGACCCUCCUACUUCAUAAUGAACGAGAGGUGGCAUUCCCACCAGAAAUCACCUCAAUCCCAGUAUCGUGUAUAUUGCAAAUUAAACAUUUUAAAAUAUU
This is a messenger RNA of Hipposideros armiger (great roundleaf bat), 2497 nucleotides long. RefSeq names its product microfibril associated protein 5 (gene MFAP5). NCBI's taxonomy places the organism in Eukaryota, Metazoa, Chordata, Mammalia, Chiroptera, Hipposideridae. The transcript is spliced from 10 exons. The record is from RefSeq and is a predicted model, not a curated record. Gene Ontology annotation, biological process: embryonic eye morphogenesis. Bases 184 to 684 code for a protein of 166 amino acids. Gene Ontology annotation, cellular component: microfibril.